Zea mays is the source of this 1134-nucleotide messenger RNA. RefSeq lists its product as uncharacterized. The record is from RefSeq and is a predicted model, not a curated record. Lineage: Eukaryota; Viridiplantae; Streptophyta; Magnoliopsida; Poales; Poaceae. The coding region runs from base 1 to 1134 and encodes 377 amino acids. The transcript is spliced from 12 exons.
AUGAUCAGCUUUACAAAGUGGACUACAGUUGAGGUUGUCCUCCAGAUCCCCCCUGCUUUUCCAGUUUGCACGUAUAACCUCACUCCCAUAGAACAGCUCCAGCCGCGCGUGGACUACAAGGAAUAUUUCACUGAUGUGCUCGGUGUUGUCAGUGUGAUCUCCCAUGUUUCAUCACUACGCACAAGGGGACGACAGGCUGAAGUUAUGAAGAGAACAGUCACUAUAAGCAAUGCAAGGGAUACUGGGCCUACUGUUGAUGUCGUACUUUGGGGCGAGCGGGCCACAGCUUUCCCAGCUGAACAGGUGCACAGGGACAGUGGCUCCUCGCCACAGAUCAUAAUAUUUGUUGGCACUCUCGUGAGGAGUUACGCUGAUAAUGUGUCUUUAUCGGGUGGAUCAUCAUGCAAGUGGUACAUAAAUGCACCGGUCCCAGAAGUAAACGCUCUCAGAGCUAGUGCUGAACCAAACCACUGCCCUGUCAUUUGGGAUCAGGGAAAAGUGGCUGCUGAGAGUACGAUAGCCGCAGUUCCUGAACACAAGAAACUCAAGGAUAUUAAGUACCUCCAUCCUUUUGAAAAUAAGAAGAAGGAAUGGCUUGUCAUAGUAAAGGUGCUCAAAAUUGAUAGAUCGUGGUGGUACAAUGCAUGCAAAAAAUGCCUUAGGACAACCAAACCACACGGUGACACAUACAAGUGCACCAAUAAUUCAUGUGACAGCAUCGGAUCGCCUACCCCAAGUGCUUCUGGACACGAGCACCACAAGCUAUGGAAGCUCGCUUUUGGGAACCGAGGCUCGCUUUUGGGAACUGUCCUAGUUCGUCUAGUUUACCUGCUGCAGAAAGGUUCUCAUUACUUGUAUUAUUUGUCAAGUGUUCCUAGAAAGCUCUCAGAGGUGGUGGACGACAAGGGCGUCAAAUCCCUGGCCUUGUUCCCUGCCAAGUUCCAGAAGAGGAGUUUCAUGUUUGUGAAUGCCAUCGGAAGGGAUCAUGCUCUGGAAUCAGGGAGCAAGAUUGUGUAUGUUGUCUCGCAAGUCCUCUUCCAUGAACAAGUUCAGGCUCUGGAGAAGUCUGGUGAUUGCUCAAGGAAGGAAACAACAGCAGUGAUUGGCAAGUUCGACUUUGUUGAAGCUUUGUAA